This is a messenger RNA of Propithecus coquereli (Coquerel's sifaka), 5196 nucleotides long. RefSeq names its product mitogen-activated protein kinase 1 interacting protein 1-like (gene MAPK1IP1L). Bases 191 to 925 code for a protein of 244 amino acids. The record is from RefSeq and is a predicted model, not a curated record. The transcript has 4 exons. NCBI's taxonomy places the organism in Eukaryota, Metazoa, Chordata, Mammalia, Primates, Indriidae.
AGGGGAGCGCGGGAGGAGGCGGUGCGCUCGGCGCUUCCUGUUCCGGCGCCAGGAGGAGCCGCGCGCUAGUGGUGCUGCAGCUGCCGCCGCCGCUGCCGUCAGUCAGCCUGCGCCCGAUUCUUCUGCGCCUCGUUGCUGGGACCGAUCGCCGCUUCUAGACCCUGCUGCGGGCUUGGAUCUUACUGGGAAAAUGUCUGAUGAAUUUUCGUUGGCAGAUGCACUACCUGAACAGUCCCCUGCCAAAACUCCUGCUGUGAGCAAUACGAAACCUGGCCAACCUCCUCAAGGCUGGCCAGGUUCCAACCCUUGGAAUAACCCAAGUGCUCCACCUUCUGUGCCAUCUGGACUCCCACCAAGUGCAACACCCUCCACUGUGCCUUUUGGACCAGCACCAACAGGAAUGUAUCCUUCUGUGCCUCCCACCGGACCACCUCCAGGACCCCCAGCACCCUUUCCUCCUUCUGGACCAUCAUGCCCUCCACCUGGUGGUCCUUAUCCAGCCCCACCUGUGCCAGGUCCUGGCCCCACAGGCCCAUAUCCUACACCAAAUAUGCCCUUUCCAGAGCUACCUAGACCAUAUGGUGCACCCACAGAUCCAGCUGCAGCUGGUCCUUUAGGUCCAUGGGGAUCCAUGUCUUCUGGACCUUGGGCACCAGGAAUGGGAGGGCAGUAUCCUACCCCUAAUAUGCCAUAUCCAUCUCCAGGGCCAUAUCCUGCUCCUCCUCCCCAAGCACCAGGGGCAGCACCACCUGUUCCAUGGGGCACUGUUCCACCAGGAGCCUGGGGACCACCAGCACCGUAUCCUGCCCCUGCGGGAUCAUAUCCCACACCAGGACUCUAUCCUACUCCCAGUAAUCCUUUUCAAGUGCCUUCAGGAUCUUCUGGUGCUCCACCGAUGCCUGGUGGCCCACAUUCUUACCAUUAAGUUAACAAUGGAUGAAGAGAUGACGCUUUGCUUUUUGAAGUACAUAUAUAUGCACAUGAAUGCAUAUAUAAAAAUUGCUGGUUUCACUAUUCUUAGAGGGCAUUCAUGAAAGAACAACUCUUGCACCUCUCAGAGAAGAUAACUGCCUCUUGUACUUGGAUGUGUAGUACAUCAGAUGGAUACAAUCAGAUAAAAACAGAAGUAAAUCAUUCAGAUGUGAUUUUUAUUUGGUUUUCAUGGAAAGUUAAAGUGAUUAAGUAUACUGAAUAGCUCUUUGAUUAACAAUUUGUUUAAGUUAUGAAACUACACUUAAAAGUCUAAGAUUAUGUGUUAGGAUCUGCAACUUCAUUGACAAAUUAGUUCAAGUAUUUUUCUAUAGUCACUUCCCCCCCUAAAUAAAUUUUGAAAAUAAUCACAUUAUAAUCUAAACAAAUGAUGUCUUAACAUUUUGAGCUGUUCUAUCUAUAGGAUAAAUAAACUUGGUUCCCUUGAGGUGUUAUUUUGGAUAUAAAUUUUAAAACUGUCAGUAAUUGUCAAAUGUUGAGUUCACUAGCCAGCCAGUGUUCAUUUAUAUCCUUGAGCUUUUGGUAAAAACUUCCUGGUUUUAUUUUUAGCCAUAUGGGUCAUACAGCACUGAAAUCUGCCAUUUAUGGAAACUGACUUUUUUCUUUUUAAUCCAGGCCAACAUGCAUGUAAAGUUAUAUUCUUAGAAAACUGGCGAUCUCAUUGUAUUGCUCUAGAAUGGAUUAUAAGAUGUGCUUAUUGCUUUGGGAAGAGCUCAAGGAAGAAAAUAAUUCUCUGCUUUGUUCUGAAUCUCAAACUAGAUAAACCCUAGGAAUUGCUUUCCCACAAAACCUGAGGCAGCUCUUCUGCCCAGACCAUUCCCUGUAGCCUCCCAUCCCCACCUCCCAGUUCUUUAGAAGGAGCAUAUCCCUUGAUUCCUCCCUGAUACAGAAAACUGGCAUACUCUAUGGGUCUGUCAAAAAGAUACAGCAGUUAUGUUUAGAGAACCUUAAGUCAUACAGAUGUGACUGUUCUCUUUGUACAAGUGUGAAUCAAAAUAUAUAUCUUUCAGAGUCUGGUUAAGCUAUGUCAUUGUCUCCUGCAUAGUUUCCUGGACCUAUUUGUAAAGUUUUUAUGGCUAACAGUUCAGUUCUGUAUUUGUUGACAAAUUGUAGAUGUCUGCAACUGAGUUUAAAGCAACGUGACUGUGUUGCUUAAAUAUUAAGUAUUGUUUAUAACCACCAAAACAACCCUAGUAGCUUUUUGGCACCUUAUCUUUAAGUCAGAUUCUUAGAUUUGGGGUAGACCUGACCUUGUUAUUUAUCAAAUAACAUUUUGAGAUUUUGAAUGUAUUCAUUGACUUUCCAAUACGUAUUGUGAAUUUCUCAGAGCAGUAUAGAAGAGAUUUAUGCUGGAGCUCUGUUUCUGCUUAGUAAUAAAAUAUUUAAUAGUUUAUUUCUGCUAUAAUUAAAAUGUCAAGAAUGCCAAAUGCUGCCAAUUUAAUGGUUUGAUAGCUACCUCCUUUUAAGAAAGCCAGAUGGUCAUCUUUGAGAGGAACAUUCAGUGUCUCCCUUAUGUUAAAUAGAUGAUAGAUUCAAACUUUAAGAAUUGACAAAAGUGGAAUCUAAUUUGUUUAGAUAUUUUCAGACUGGAGAAUGUUGUUAGCACUUACAUAGUGGCAAAAGUAGUCUUUUCUUCUUUAACUUCUUUGCAAGACAGAUGAUAGCUAUCUACAAUACUCUUGGAAUCUGUUGUCAAAGUGGCCUCCAGUCUACAAGGCAGGUACCCUUAGGUGUUACGGCUUAAAUUGUCAAUUAACUGUGGAAGGAUACGAUGAUAUGAAAAGUGAGAUGGCAGCAAAGUUAUCUCUCCUUAGAGUUAUUUUUGGCUGUCCUACAUUGGGAUAAGUUGACAACUCUGGCUUUAGAUGAAAUAUUUAAUGUAACACUAGAGAGGAUAUAGUUUGACUAAAGAAGAAGAGGUAGCAAGUUUGGGAAUCUGCAAUUGUGGAGUCCAUUGAUUGUAGGAGAAAAAUCUGUUGCUAAAGGAUUUAGCAAGUAAUCCCAAACAAGAUUUGGGAUCUCUACUCCCAGUAAGUAUAAUGGCUGUUGACCCAUACUGUCCCAUGUGCCCUGGAUGAUACUGCCAUUUUAACCCUUUGCUUUCAAGGGCUUUACAACUGGUAUUUGGGAGGAUUUUUUUUUUAAUGAAAGAAUGGAAAUCAAAGGGAUAAUAGAAUUUGCUUUUAUAUUCUUAUUUUUGUAAAGCACCAUUUCUCCAAUUGUGAGGGGUGGAUCUUGAUUCUUGUGAGCACUCUGAGUCAAAAAUAUUUUUAGGUUUGGUCUGGAUGGAGUUAAGAAAGGCAAAAGUUUCAGAGGAGGAAUGAGGGGAGCAUCUAGGAAGGUUUUUUUCCUCCUUGCAAGGGAAUAGUGUUGCCUUCAAAACAAGUCAUGCUAGGCUGAAAUUUAUGGAAAAGACUGCUUGUUAGCAAGUAUAUUUGGUCUUAAGGGAAUACAAAUUAUGGAAUAUGCUGACAUUUGGGCUUCAGAGCAAGAAUUUUUAAAUACAUGUAAUGGAUAUAUUUGAGAUGUGUUCAGGAAUAGUGUUUCUGAAGUGGGAAUCAUAGGUUUUGAAACGUUAAACGCAGAAACGACAAUGAAAAAUCAAAGCCUAGACCUUAGGUCCUCAUUCCCACACAGUUCUCAAGAAUCACAUGGAGUGCUACAAAUACCUUGGCUUGUCUGUCCUGGACUGCCACCUUCUCAUCUUCUCAUGCUUUUGGAGACACUACCAAUAGCUCUGACUCCACAGCCCUAUUUUGUAUAAAGUAAUAUAUUGAUUAUUCAGGAAUAGACAAUACAUUUUUUAAUUACCCAAGAACUUCCUUUAUUCUGCAUCCAUUUUGCUGGUUUUCAGUAGAGGUAGUAAUGGGGCAGAGAAGAAAAGGGGUGAAUUUUUGGCUUUAGUCAAGUCAUACCACUACAAUGUAAUAUUGGAAUAUUUUCUAGAAAAGAGGUCACUGCCCAUGAUCUAUUACCUCACAAGUAAUUAGUGCUACCUAUUGUACUCAAAUGUAUAGCAUUUGAAACUUUGUGUAGAUGAAAAUUGCUCUACUCAGAGUUUUCAUUAAAAGACUGCCUAAUUUAUCAGUCAAUUGCCUACACUUCUAAACAGUAAGUGCCAGUGUCUCCUUCCUCCCUCUGAGUAAUAUAGAACUAGCUUUAUCAAAUGCCACGGUUAUAAACCCUGGAAAUUAAACUUAAGCACAGACCUUUAAGUGUUAACAUUUUUGAAAAUCCUCAGCCUGACUUCAGAUGAAUCACACUGAUGUAUUGUUGUACUAUGCAUAGAAAGUGAUGGAUGGCUUUCAGGGAAGACUAAUCUUAAUAAAGCAAUAUUUAGUAUUGAAGACAGACACUAUUCUUUUUAUUUUCAGAAUUCUGCCAAGUAAAACAAAAAUUUGCCAAUAAAAUAAUCAGUAUUUUUAAAAUGCCACGCAAGCUUCUGACUACAGAAUACAUCUGAAGCAUUCAUGCAGUAGACACGUCUGAUCAGGUGCUUUGCCAGAUGCCAGAGAGUCCCUGUCCUUAAGAGGCUUAUAGUCUAGAGGUGACAUGACAGAAUCCAUUAAUAUACCUGUUCAUUACGGGUUUACCUACACAUGUUAGGAUUGCUGCUGGUGGAAAUUGUAGAACCAGCCUGUAGGCAUGUUAAAGGGCAAAGUGUGGUUUACCUUUUUUGUUAACUAAGAAAUUGAGGUUUUCCAAAAGUGUAGUGUUGAUGGGUGCAACUAUUCAAGUGUACAAAGUAAUGGGAUGUUUUUCCUCUUCACUUUACCCCUGGAUAAAGGCACUUUCACUGCCUGCCACUGGUUAGCAGAUACUGAUUUGUUGCCAUUAAGUAAACUUGAGUUCUUAUGCGUGUGCUGUAAAGAUAUUUUGUAAUUUUUUUCUUGAAAUUGUGAUUUUUUUCAUUGACAAUAAUGACAAAUUUAAUGUAUGUAAUUGUCUAUGCAUUUUAAGUUAAACUGCCUAAAAUGUGAUUUGGGACACAUACAUUUGUAUUAUGAACUGUAAGCAAUCUGUUUGAGAUGUUAGGUUUUAUCACCUGCUGCUGUAUUUGUAAACAAAGACAAAUAUUGCUUUAAGAAGUAAUUAUAAUUAGGAAUAGGCUAUGGAUGUGAUACUUGAUAUUUUUUAAGAUAAACUUGUUUGCUUUUGUGUAUUAUACCUGAAAACUUUUUUUAAAAAAUGUAUUUUCAUGGUUUC